AUGGCGGUGUUUGCUAAUGUCAAAAAUGAAGGAAAAGUCAUUUAAUUAACAUCAGAUAAUUUCAAAUCUAUUGUUUUGGAUUCAUAACAAGAUGUUUUAGUGAAAUUCUUUAUCCCCUGGUGUAGUCACUGCUGAA
Messenger RNA from Paramecium octaurelia, 136 nucleotides. The record is from the annotation of a GenBank genome assembly. Lineage: Eukaryota; Ciliophora; Oligohymenophorea; Peniculida; Parameciidae.